Bradysia coprophila is the source of this 902-nucleotide messenger RNA. Its product is annotated as glutathione S-transferase 1-like. The record is from RefSeq and is a predicted model, not a curated record. Gene Ontology annotation, biological process: glutathione metabolic process. NCBI's taxonomy places the organism in Eukaryota, Metazoa, Arthropoda, Insecta, Diptera, Sciaridae. Gene Ontology annotation, molecular function: glutathione transferase activity.
AGUGUAUAUAUAAUGACACAGAGUGGUAUAUGUGACGAUUGAUAAAAACAAGUACGGGUAAAAUGUGUUCGACAAACGUUAUUCAAAGUAGAAAGUAGCUUGAGUCUGUUUUGAGUUAGUUACGAAAAUUAUCUGUGAUUGAAGUGUAUCGAUUUGAAGCUCCUUUAAAGUAGAUAAAGGUCCAACAAAAGAAAAUGGGGAAAAUUGUGUUUUAUUAUACGUUGUUAAGUCCACCAUCUCGUGCCGUUUUACUAACAGGAAAGGCAUUAGGCAUUGAAUUCGAUUUGAGAAAUGUUGAUCUAAUCAAAGGAGAACACUUAUCUGAAGAGUUCAAGAAGUUGAAUCCUCAACAUACCAUUCCUCUAAUUAUCGAUAAUGGAGUUAUUAUCUACGAUAGUCAUGCAAUAUGUGCAUACUUGUGUGAUAAAUAUGCCAAUACCGAUCAACUGUACCCGAAAGACUUAGUGAAACGAGCUGAGGUUGAUGCUCGGCUUCAUUUUGAUACCGGAUUCUUGUUUGCAAGACUACGAUUUUUGUAUGAACCAAUACUGUAUUGCGGUUCGGCAGAAGUGCCAGAGGACAAGGUUCAGUACAUUGAAAAGUGUUGGCCAAUAAUGGAAGCAUUCCUUGAACGCGGUCCGUAUCUUUGCGGCAACGAACUUACCAUUGCCGACUACUGUUGCGUUGCAACCGUUUCAUCGUUGAGACAUUAUGGUGGUGAUAUGGACAAAUAUCCGAAAUUGUCCGGGUGGUUGAAAAGAAUGAGAGAGUUGCCUGACUAUGAGAGUCUUUGCGGCGAAGGAGGUGAUUUACUAGUCAAAACUGUUGAUCAAAUGGUCGAGAAAAAUCGGUUGAGCUAAAGAUUUCUUUAUAUCUCGAAAUAAAUCUCUAGCUUGAAUUGA